AUGUCUCGAAAUGGAUCGUCAGUAAACGAUCAGCCAAGAAUACAACUAGGAUGGCUUAGUCGAUCAGACGGGAGCUCGAAAUUUGCUUAUGGCACUCAAACAAGCGCAGCAUCUGUCACCGGUCCCAUUGAAGUUCGCAUCCGUGACGAAUUGACCGACCGCGCUACUUUUCAAGUCAUUAUUUCGCCAUUGGAAGGAUAUCCUGGCAUUGCAUCUAAAGCUUUAUCUGCUGAACUUCGUGACCUCUUUCAAUCCGUAAUUCUCCUUCAUCAUCACCCCAGGGCGUUAAUCCAACUUUCGAUCCAGUCUAUCAGCACACCGUCCAGCACAUCACUCACGAUACCAAUUUCGCUCGAAGGAAGUCGUCAUGAGACAACUGAUGAGUCAAAAUAUCGCACACCACAACUGCUGGGCCCUGACCGCCCGUUUCAUGCUUCGGAAGUGGCAACUUCAAUAAAUGCCUCCAUGCUAGCCCUUUUGGACGCCAACAUCCCCAUCCGGUCAACAGUUAUUGCAACCUCUUGCGCUUUUCUUGAUCCAAAGGACGUAGACGAUCAGCGCAACAUGGACAGUUACAUGGCCGAUGAUGAUUUGCCAUGCCUCGUGAUCUACCCAUCGCCCCGCGAAGAGAAUGCGGCAUAUAGCUCGCUUGUCGCUGCGUUCUCUUUCACAGGACACGAUCCAACAGAGCCAUCCAAGUCUCAAGUGCAUGGUCAACUUGUGUUUCUAUCAAGUAUCGGCCAGAUGACCGCUCAUCAGCGAAGCCUUGCAAUAAACGCGACUAAGACGGCUUCCAUAUCUAUACUAGAUCACGUACGUACUGUUCUCAUUGAACGCUUCGAAUAA
Messenger RNA from Malassezia restricta, 846 nucleotides. RefSeq names its product exosome complex component RRP46. NCBI's taxonomy places the organism in Eukaryota, Fungi, Basidiomycota, Malasseziomycetes, Malasseziales, Malasseziaceae. The record is from RefSeq and is a predicted model, not a curated record. The transcript has 2 exons. Gene Ontology annotation, cellular component: cytoplasmic exosome (RNase complex); nuclear exosome (RNase complex); nucleolus. Gene Ontology annotation, biological process: U4 snRNA 3'-end processing; rRNA catabolic process; poly(A)-dependent snoRNA 3'-end processing. Bases 1 to 846 code for a protein of 281 amino acids.